Messenger RNA from Ogataea angusta, 1005 nucleotides. RefSeq lists its product as uncharacterized. The transcript has 2 exons. The record is from RefSeq and is a predicted model, not a curated record. Gene Ontology annotation, molecular function: acireductone dioxygenase [iron(II)-requiring] activity. NCBI's taxonomy places the organism in Eukaryota, Fungi, Ascomycota, Pichiomycetes, Pichiales, Pichiaceae. The coding region runs from base 1 to 1005 and encodes 334 amino acids.
AUGCACCCAGCAGGUUAUAGAGCAGGUAGGGAGAUCAGUAAACGUAUGCGUAUGGAUACGGUUCCCGACCUGGUGAGCGACAACUCAGACACAGACGACGAUAUGAGCAACUAUACCUACGAGAGUGCCUACGUGCACAAUUACACAGAAAUCAAUAGCGAGCGGACCCAGAUUUUGAACUUGGUUGUGCAAAUUGUGAGCGAGACCAUUUCGCUCCGCCACGGCACCAGCCAGGCUUCGCUGCAGAGGUUCAUACAACGCAUUUUGGAGCGCUCAGGGAUGGGGAUGACUGGAUUUUUGAGGGGAAUUGCUAUUUUACAAAGGUCGACGUCUUCAGAAGGCAUCUUUCAGCAGAUAUUGUAUUCCAUGAUGCUUUCGAACGGUCUCCCGCAGGAUUACAACGGAUGGUCAAGGAUAAGUGGGAUCAGCAGCAAUCGACUCCAGGCUGAGGUCCAUGCGUUUGCGUCCCAGCUGGGCGAUUUAGCUGUGGACGACGAACAGGUUUGGAAGCUCAACCAGAGCAUUAAGAGUGAGGUUUUAAACUUGGAGCAACUGGAAAAAAUCGGCGUUUUUUACAGACAUUUCGAGACUGUGGAAGAGGUCGACGUUGUGGCCAAAGAACGCAACUACAAGAACAGAGACGAGAUUGUCCUUUCAGAAGCGACUUUUCCUGGCGGACCACAAGCGCUGCAAGCCAAGCUGGAGGUUUUCUACAAAGAACAUCUCCACGAGGACGAGGAGAUCCGGUACAUAUUGGAUGGUGAGGGCUAUUUCGAUGUGAGAGAUGACAACGACAGAUGGAUCCGUGCAAAGCUGACCAAAGGUGAUCUUCUGAUUCUUCCUGCAGGCAUCUACCAUCGGUUCACCCUGUCUAGUUCCAAGCACGUCAAGGCUCUGAGAUUGUUCAAGGACGAGCCCAAAUGGGUGGCUCUUGACCGCGGAACCGACCAGGCCGAGUCGAGCUUUUCGAGGACUGAGUACCUUCGCAGUGUGAGCGUCAACUAG